Anopheles arabiensis is the source of this 5655-nucleotide messenger RNA. It is a transcript of the gene Myb, whose product is annotated as transcriptional activator Myb. NCBI's taxonomy places the organism in Eukaryota, Metazoa, Arthropoda, Insecta, Diptera, Culicidae. The transcript is spliced from 8 exons. The record is from RefSeq and is a predicted model, not a curated record. Gene Ontology annotation, cellular component: nucleus. Gene Ontology annotation, molecular function: RNA polymerase II cis-regulatory region sequence-specific DNA binding; DNA-binding transcription factor activity, RNA polymerase II-specific. Gene Ontology annotation, biological process: regulation of DNA-templated transcription. Bases 2294 to 4498 code for a protein of 734 amino acids.
CCUCGAGCUUUUUCGAAGCAAGCCAAAACGGUCGCAGCAAAACGCGUAACGACGGGGACGUUCCCUAAAAUUUCGGAACCAUCAUCCAUUAUCUCUAUUAUCCAACGUUGUUUCGCAAUCCUACCGUGGGCUGCGGGUAAGCGCGCCGUAAAGCAGCGGUGCAAAGGUGAAGAGACUGCCGGAAGCACAUCAACAUCACGCUGCAGUCGAGAGCGCGUCUUGGAAAGCAAUUCAGGGAGAGAAAGAUGGAUGCAUCACGGUUCGGCCGCACAACAGCAGCAGCAGCUGCCGACGACGACCACCGUACCCGUGUGUGUGUUGCGUGAAAUGAAAUUCGAGUGUUGUGUGCUGCCGCGCUCUGUAUGCCAGCCAGUUCGGUCGUCCCGGAAUGAACGAAGUGAAUGCAAAAUAAAAGCAAUAUUGUGACAACGUCGUGUCGUUCGGUAUUGCGACAGUGGUGCCCCAGAACAAGCCAAUAUACCAAAUGCGCGUGUGUUUCUCCGUGUUUACUGUUUCGUCGUGUGUUCGUCCGGUACUAGCAGAAGAGCGUGUUGGUGCGCUGUAACCAUCUUAUCAUCUAGUCAGUGAAAAAAGGCCUGGAAAUUCGAAGCUGCCCCGGCGUUUGUUUACGUUACGACGGGCCCCCAGCAACGUUUGCAUUGGGUUUUCCUUGCCCAUUGAUUCCCUCGCGGAACCAGCUUGCAGUAGCAUUUUGAAAGGUGACAAGCCCGAAAGUGGGGGGUGCGCAUUGCCGUAUCCAAAUUUGAGCAGACCGUUCGCGUAAAACGGCCCAUCCGCGGAGCAUCCGGUUACGCUGCCCGUUCGCACUUGUCCGUGUGGGCAGCCGAGGCUGUAGGAGCGCCACCGCUGCUACGCCAAGAAGAAGCUUCAGUUCCACGUCCAGGAACUCGUGCUGCGGGUUCGCCCUACAGGGUCCAAAAAUAGACCCACACAGCAACCCAAGGGGUAACAAGGGAACGUAAACAGUGCGCGAACAGAACACGGCGCGUUGCUUUCCUUUUCCCCUGCUGGAAAAGUGCCGUGUGUUUUUGAAAAAGCGCCCAAGGGUGUACAUUUGGGUGAACAGGCAAAGAAAAAAAGAAAAAAAAAACAACAAAGAACACAAGGUAAAGCAAAAAUACGACCCUCCGCGUCGCGAGUCUGAUUCAAAUCGCUUCCCGGGACGAUUACGGAGUUUCCGAUUUCCCCCUUUUUUGGUUGGUUCGGAGGGGAACGGUGCAGAAAAGCCACCUUAUUGUGCGUAUGUGUUUGUGUGUGUGUGUCCCACGGUGUUAUAGGUGUGCGCGCAUGGUGGCUCUAGUUGCGCUAUCAAUUAUCAUUGCCGAUCCAUGCGCACCGGCGCAUCGAAAAGUGUCUACCGGGCAGUAAAUGUGAUCCUCGCUUUUCGUCCCCCCUCCCAGUGGUGGGUUUAUGUAUGUGUGUUUGGCGAAGAAGAAGAAGAAGAAGUGAGAAAGAAAACACAAAAAGCGAAGAAUCCCAUCAUUGCACGUGCGACCUGUGGGUCCUAGCGCGAUUGAGCGAGAUAGACGGCGCAGAGCGAACGAGAGAGAGCACACCCUUAUGCUCCGUAGCAUAGCAGCAGCAGCACCCCUAGAGUGUAGCACCGGUGGUGCGUACCCUAUUGCGUGUGUUGCCUAGGUGAGUGGCAGGCAGGCUGUGCACGAGAAGAAAAGGAAAGCCAAAAAAAGCAAGUACGGAAGGGGCGCCGCCACACAACCCAAUCCUCGCCGCUUGAGAGCAUAAAAGGAAGUGACGAAGGGAGCUGUUGGUGGUGAAGAGAGGAGGACCGGUGCGGGAACAAAACAUCUGCCGUGGAAAUAAUUAUUAAACACACGGGCCAAACAGUACGACGGCAUAUGCUGCUGGCUUGAUUGUCUUCUCCCUCUCGUGGUGUGGUGCGGAAGAGAAGAGAACAGGAUACACACACGAUCAGAGAGAAAGAGAAAAAAGGACACUCGCACACCAACACGUGCAGCAACACCUUAGUGCGAGGGAGAACGAAGACUCGACGGUGUGUCCUUAAGCGCCAUCCCGUGCCGGAGUCGGUCGGAAGUGGGAUCUAUCUGUUUGUGUGUGAGGUCGGACCCUCUCUCAUCCAUAUCCUCAUAUUAUCCUAGGAUCAAUUUACGUCUGUGUGUGUGCGUGUGUGUUUAUGUAUUAGGGAGUACAAAUCUGUCUCUGCUGUGUCUGUGUGUUGAGGAGAGUUGAUUGAACUUUUGCAUACACUCCACGAAAAAGGACAUCCUCUAAAAGCAGAGCGACGGAUCGAGCGAUGUCAGCAACGAUGGACACAUCGGACGAUGAUAAUUCCGAGCAUUCGCAGGGAGAGAAAGGAUCGAGCAAAUCGCGCUGGACAAAGCAUGAGGAUGCCGCCCUCAAACAGCUGGUAGAGCAGUACGGCGAGCGGUGGGACAUCAUCUCGAAGCUGCUGAAGGAUCGUACCGACGUGCAGUGUCAGCAGCGCUGGACGAAGGUGGUGAAUCCGGAUCUUAUCAAGGGACCCUGGACGAAGGAGGAGGACGACAAGGUGGUCGCACUGGUUGCCAAGUAUGGGCCAAAAAAGUGGACCCUGAUCGCGCGGCACCUGCGCGGGCGCAUCGGCAAACAGUGCCGCGAGCGAUGGCACAACCAUCUCAACCCGAACAUCAAAAAGUCCGCCUGGACGGACGAGGAAGACCAGCUGAUCUACGAGGCGCACAAGCAGUACGGCAACCAGUGGGCCAAGAUCGCCAAGCUGCUGCCCGGCCGGACGGACAAUGCGAUCAAAAACCACUGGAACUCGACGAUGCGCCGCAAGUACGAGGGCCCGGAAGCGGCCCGCCGGCGGGUGAAGAUGGUCGGUACGCCGAACCAGCCACCGAACCACCAUCCCCAUCCCCAGCUGCAGCACCACGACUAUCAGCAGCAGCAGCCCGGGGCGGGCGAUGGCGAACAGAAAUCGAAAGCACCGCGCUAUCCGCCGAACGAAAGCUUGCAGAACAUUAUACGCAACAAUCGCAAGAAGCCGUCGCUGGACGAGAACCAGUUCCGGGACGAGAUACCGCUCGAGGAGGGUCACGUCGCGGGCAAGGUGGCCGUAUCGACGGAGCAGGGUGAUUUCCUCAUCAUUCCGCUGCCGGAUCGCGAGAAGCAGUACGUGAUCGAGCCGGUCUAUCCGACGCGCAUCAACGCGAAGCUGUUCGGGGACGGUAAUGCGGCGCACAAUAACAAUAACAACAAUGUAAGCGAAGGGCAGGCAGCGGCCGUGGCCGGCUAUCAUCCGCUGGCGAUCUCGGGCCAACAGUUUCUUCCCGCCAAUGUGGAUCUGCACGAGCUGAUCAAUGCGACACGGCUGGACGAUAGCGUUGCGUCGGAACAGUCGAUGACGGAGCGCAAGACGACGCGCAACACUACGCCGAACAUUCUGCGGCGAAAGCGAAAGCUUAAGGAUGAUCAAGAGCUGGCGCACUAUAACGACCAGCAGCAGCACCAGCAACAGGGGGCGGUUGGGAAUGCAGGCGCCGGUCAGGGCAAUCAUGCGCACGCAGGCCAGGACGGUAAUGCGCGCGGCGGUACGGACAAAAUGCACCUCAUGUCACCGUCCAUUACCCCCAUCAAACCGUUGCCGUUCUCUCCGAGCCAAUUCCUGAACUCUCCCAGCCUGAACGUGUCCUUCGAUCAGCUUCCCGCCAGUACGCCCGUCAAACGAGCGGCAGUUAAAAACGACACUAGUCUAUUAAGCACGCCAGUUCCAGCGAAGGAUGUGUCGAUCAAGAUGGAAGCGAAGAAGGAUCAGGAGAAGGCAGCUGAAAAUGAAGAGGAUGGCAAAACGAAAACACCGCUAAAGGAGAGCGGCAAACCUGUGCCGAUCGAACCGCGCACGCCGACACCGUUCAAGAACGCAAUGGCCGAGCUGGGAAAGAGACGUUCCGAGAUCUACAUCCCACCGAGUCCGGCACGUAUCGGCGAGGACAUUGCGGAGAUCAUGAACCAAGAGCAGGCAAGCGAAACUUCCUCCACGCUGGCAAGUGGCAGCGACACAUCGGCCGGCAACAAAACGGUCAUCAGCAACAAUGGCAGUGGCACGCAAACGACCGAUUCGAAGGAAAACACGCUUCCCGCGCGAAGCGGACAGGUGUCGCCGCGCAUGAACAAGAAGGCGUCCUCUUCCUCCGUCUUUUCGCAGCAGUGGGAAAACUCAGACAUGAGCUUCUUUGCGGAAACGCCGAGCAAGUCGCUUAUCUCGGACUCGGGUGUGACGCUGUCGCCCUCGUUGCGCGAUCCGUUGCGUGAAGCAGAGCUCCUGCUCGACGGUAACGAGGGUGGCAAGGAAUCAUCGGCCAACAAGUCCACCGUCAAGUCACCGGUGCCCGUCGACCCGAAAUGGGAAAAGUUUGCGUGCGGCAAGACGCGCGAUCACAUGAUCGUUUCGCAGCAAGCACACAGCUGCCUGAAAAAGACAUCGCUCCAGCCACGAUCGUUGAAUUUCUACAAGUAGAUGACGAUUGACACACACACACACGUGUGCGUGGUGGUUGCUGAUGUCCCCCUUUUUUGUGCAAAAGCAAUCGAUUUGAAAUGGGUAGAAUCGUUGCUCUUUAAACCUUAAGUUAAGUGUUAGGACAGCGGUACAGCAGCGUGUGCACCGUGCGCGUGGUUAAUGUUAAGAAACGAUUCUUCCCCCCGCGAGGUCGUAUUCUUCUGGUGGUUAGUUUAGACGGGGGAAUUGGGGAAAAGGGACACACAGAGCGGGGCACGCACGCGUUGCUCUCUUACCUAAACUCCGCAAGAGGAGAGUUUAUGGUAGAGGGCAUCUAAAGUAGGAAGUAAGCGUUUUGAAACUAACCAAAAACCUCACCCUUAUCUAAUAAGAAGCUAACUACUAACAAGCUCUUUUUACUGUACAGCGAACAAGUUCGUACAAGGAAAGAUAGUACACACACACAUACACACAAACAAAGGUACCAUCAUACAGUCAAGCAUUAGGAAAGCGUAGUAGUAGUAGUAGUACACAUUUUACGAUGGCAUAUAUUUUGAACGAUGGAUAGGUAUAUAUUUUUUGCUUCUUAAAGAUUCCUUAAAUGCGCUACAACGAAGCAGCGAGAAGCUUUUACAUGUUGUCCCCCCGUUUUUGAUACAGUUUUUUGACACACCGGAUUUACAACUUUUGUCCCCCUUUUUUCCUCAAAAUUAAUUUAACAUAGGUAUACAAUACACCGCUUUUGUUAUGACUUUUAUAUUUGUAAAAUCCUUUUUGCGCGUUAUUUUUGGCCAGGACAAUUUUGGAUGACUUUUUUUUUUUGGAAAGACGACGAUACAGAACACAUUGACGAUAGGAGCAAACGUUUAUUAUUUUAUUAUUUUUAUUAUUUGCUCACAAAAGAAGGAAGGGAUACGUUUUGUUCGACAGGAAUUAUAUUGUAAAAAUUCAGAAGAAAAAACCAUCAUACUGUACAUUGUUAGCCAGUCAGUGCGCGUGCAGGGGUUCCUUUUUUUCGAGCCAUGUAGGGCAAAAUUUUGAGGACACAGUAAUAGAGCAGAUUGUAAACGUAAACACUAUUUUAGAACCGUCGAAAGGUAUAGUAUUGUGUAAGCUCGGAGGAAAAAACAGAUAUUUUGAAUAAAGUACUUCUUUGUAUUUGCCCUCAAAGUACA